AAUAUGAAAAAAGAGGACUUUCUGUUCACCUUUUGAAUACAUUAAAAUAGAAAGUAAAAAAGAUACAGGUAGGGCUCGGUGGCUCACCUGUGGAAUCCCAGCACUUCCCAGGCCGAGGCAGGAGGAUCACCUGAGAUUGGAAGUUUGAGACCAGCCUGACCAACAUGGAGAAACCCUGUCUACAAAAGUUCAAAAUUCGCCUAGCAUGGUGGCACAUGCCUAUAAUGCCAGCUAAUGGGGAGGCUGAGGCAGGAGAAUCACUUGAACCCGAAAGGCGGACGUUGCAGUUAGCCUAGAUUGCGGCACUGCACUCAAGCCUCAAAAAAAAAAAAAAAAAGUUUGAAUUUUUUUCAUUCUCUGGGGCGGGCCUGGCUAAGCUAAGGGAGGAAGCUCUGCCGGAAAAGGCUGCAGCUAAGGCUGUUUGUUACUCUUUCUUUCACUCAGUCCAGCGUCUGAUCACCUCUUCUGUCACUCAGGCCCUGCGGGGGCGGGGCCUUAAGCAGUAUCCAGUCGGGGAGGUUGGCUUGGAAACCGUCCAAUCAGGCGCGUAGCUGGAGUAAAGAGGGCGGCUUUCGGGUUUGGCGCGGCCUUUGUCCCUCGCUGUAGCGAAAGCUGCAGGUCUCCUCUUCUCUGCUUUGUGUCCGCUGCUCCUAGAGGCCCAGACUCUGCGGCCCUGUGACCUUCAGGCAUUGGGAGAUCCACAGCUAAGAGGCGGGGAGCCCCUGGAAGCCUACAAAUGGAACCAUUGGGGUUUAGGGAUGUGGCCAUAGAAUUCUCUCUGGAGGAGUGGCAUUGCCUGGACACUGUACAGCGGAAUCUAUAUUGGGAUGUGAUGUUGGAAAACUACAGAAACCUGGUCUUUCUUGUUAUGCAUUCUCAUUUUGCCCAAGACCUUUGGCCAGAGCAGGGGAUUAAAGAUUCUUUCCAAAAAAUGAUACUGAGAAGAUAUGAAAAAUGUGAACAUGACAAUUUACAGUUAAAUAACCGCUGUGAAUGUGUGAAUGAGUGUCAUAUGCAGCAAGCGGUUUAUAAUGGACUUAACCAAAGUUUGACAAGUACCCAGAGAACAAUAUUUCAAUGUGAUAAAUAUGUGAAAGUCUUUAAUAAGUUUUCAAAUUCCAACAGACAUAAGAUAAGACAUAUUGGAAAAAAAUUUUUCACAUAUAUAGAAUGUGGCAAAGCUAUUAUCCGGUCCUUAACCCCUACUACCCAUAAGAAAAUUCAUACUGAAGAGAAACCGUACAGAUUUGAAGAACGUGGCAAAGUCUUUAAGCAGUCCUCAAACCUUUCUCAACAUAAGAUAAUUCAUACUGCAGAGAAACCCUAUAAAUGGGAAGAAUGUGAAAAAGCCUUUAAGAAGUCUUUUUACGUUACUACACAUAAGAGUAUUCAUACUGGAGAGAAACUCUAUAGAUGUGAGCAAUGUGGCCAAGCUUUUAAGCAAUCGGAAACCCUUAGUGCACAUAAGAGAAUUCACACUGAAGUGAAACCCUACAAAUGUGAAGAAUGUGGCAAAGAGUUUAUGCACUCCUCAAACCUUUCUGCACAUAAGAGAAUUCAUACUGGAGAGAAACCCUACAAAUGUCAAGAAUGUGGGAAAGCCUUUAGGCGUUCCUCUAACCUUAUUAGACAUAAGAAAAUUCAUACUGGAGAGAAACCUUACAGAUGUGAAGAUUGUGGAAAAGCUUUCAAGCAGGCUGCACACGUUAUUGCACAUAAGAAAAUUCAUACUGGAGAGAAACCCUACAGAUGUGAAGAAUGUGGCAAAGCUUUUACCCGAUCUGAAACCCUUACUACACAUAAGAAAAUUCAUACUGGAGACAAACCCUACAGAUGUGAAGAAUGUGGGAAAGCCUUUACAACUUCCUCUAUCCUUAAGAAGCAUAAGAAAAUUCAUACUGGAGAGAAACCCUACAAAUGUGAAGACUGUGGAAAAGCUUUCAAGCACACUGCGGACAUUAUUGCACAUACGAAAAUUCAUACUGGAGAGAAACCCUACAGAUGUGAAGAAUGUGGAAAAGCCUUUACGCAUUCCUCAAACCUUAUUAGACAUAAGACAAUUCAUACUGGAGAGAAACCCUACAGAUGUGAUGAUUGUGGAAAAGCUUUUUCCCAAUCUGUAAGCCUUAGUACACAUAAGAGAGUUCAUACUGGAGAGAAACCCUACAGAUGUGAAGAAUGUGGCAAAGCUUUUACCCAAUCUGUAAGCCUUAGUACACAUAAGAAAGUUCAUACUGGAGAGAAACCCUACAGAUGUGAGGUUUGUGGAAAAGCUUUCAAGCAGGCUGCACACGUUAUUGUACAUAUGAAAAUUCAUACUGGAAAGAAACCCUACAGAUGUGAAGAAUGUGGGAAAGCCUUUACGAAUUCCUCUAGCCUUAUUAGACAUAAGACAAUUCAUACUGGAGAGAAACCCUACAAAUGUGAAGAUUGUGGAAAAGCUUUCAAGCGGGCCGCACACGUCAUUGCACAUAAGAAAAUUCAUACUGGAGAGAAACCCUACAGAUAUGAAGAAUCUGGCAAACCUUUUACCCAAUCUGUAAGCUUUAGUACACAUAAGAAAGUUCAUACUGGAGAGAAACCCUACAGAUGUGAAGAUUGUGGAAAAGCUUUCAAGCAGGCUGAACACGUUAUUGUACAUAUGAAAAUUCAUACUAGAGAGAAACCCUACAGAUGUGAAGAAUGUGGGAAAGCCUUUAUGCAUUCCUCUACCCUUAUUAGACAUAAGAUAAUUCAUACUGGAGAGAAACCCUACAGAUGUGAAGAUUGUGGAAAAGCUUUCAAGCGGGCCGCACACGUCAUUGCACAUAAGAAAAUUCAUACUGGAGAGAAACCCUACAGAUGUGAAGAAUGUGGGAAAGCCUUUAUGAAUUCCUCUAGCCUUAUUAGACAUAAGACAAUUCAUACUGGAGAGAAACCCUACAGAUGUGAAGAUUGUGGAAAAGCUUUCAAGCGGGCCGCACACGUCAUUGCACAUAAGAAAAUUCAUACUGGAGAGAAACCCUACAGAUGUGAAGAAUGUGGGAAAGCCUUUAUGAAUUCCUCUAGCCUUAUUAGACAUAAGACAAUUCAUACUGGAGAGAAACCCUACAGAUGUGAAGAAUGUGGGAAAGCCUUUAUGAAUUCUGGUAAUCUUACUAAACAUAAGAAAGUUCAUACUAGAGAGAAACCCUACAGACGUGAAGAUUGUAGAAAAGCUUUCAAGCAGGCUGCACAUGUUAUUGUGCAUAAGAUAAUUCAUACUGGAGAGAAACAUUACAGAUGUGAAGAAUGUGGAAAAGCCUUUAUGCAUUCCUCUAGUCUUAUUAAACAUAAGACAAUUCAUACUGGAGAGAAACCCUACAGAUGUGAGGAUUGUGGAAAAGCUUUCAAGCAGGCCACACGUCAUUGCACAUAAGAAAAUUCAUACUGGAGAGGACCCCUGCAGAUAUGAAGAUUGUGGAAAAGCUUUCAAGGAGACUGCACACAUUAUUGAGCAUAGGAGAAUUUAUACUGAAGAGAAACCCUACAGAUGUGAAGAAUGUAGAAAAGCCUUUACAAAUUCCUCUAGCCUUACUAAACAUAAGAAAAUUCAUACUGGAGAGAAACCCUACAGAUGUGAAGAUUGUGGAAAAGCUUUUACCCGAUCUGAAACCCUUACUACACAUAAGAAAAUUCAUACUGGAGAGAAGCCCUACACAUGUGAAAAAUGUGGGAAAGCCUUUACAAAUUCCUCUAAGCUUAAUAAACAAGAAAACUCAUACUGAAGAGAAGCCCUACAGAUGUGAAGAAUGUGGCAAAAACUUUCCUUCAUUCUCAAGCCUAGGUAGCCAUAAUAUAAUUCAUACUGGAAAGAAACCCUAUGAAUGUAAUAAAUGUAGGAAAGCCUUUAACCAACUCUCAACUCUUACUAAAUAUGAGAAUUUAUAUGAAACAUAGACCUUCAUUACAAAUAAUUCAUAAAGGACAGAAGCCCUUUAAGUGUGAGGAAUGUGGUAAACCCUAUAACAAGUUGCCUUUUCUCUCUCUUUGAGAGAGUUUCACUCUCAUCACCAAGGAUGAAGUGCAAUGGCAAAAUUUUGGCUCACUGCAACCUCUGCCUUCUGAGUUCAAGCCAUUCUCUUACCUCAGACUCUUGAGUACCUAGUAUUACAGGUUCCCACUGCCACGCCUUGCACAUUUAUGUAUUUUUAGUAGAGAUGGGGUUUUGCUGUGUUUGCCACACUGGUCUCCAGAUUCUGACCUCAGGUGAUCCACCCACCUUGGACUCCUAAAGUACUGGGAUUACAGGUGUGAGCCACCACAUCCGGUCGCAAAUUCUCAAUUGUUUUUGUUUGUUUGUUUGUUUGUUUUUUAUUUUCAUUCUUUUAAGAUGGGAUUUCAUGAUGUUGGUCAGGCUGGUCUUGAACUCCCGACCUCAGGUGAUCCACCUGCCUUAGCCUCCAAAGUGCUUGGAUUACAGGCGUGAGCCACCACAUCUAGCCAAGUUCUCAGUUCUUAAGCGACAUGGCAUGUUGGGAUGCACUCAUGUAGGUAGCAGAGAUAUUUAGGGAAAAUAUUAGAAAUCGUUAUAAUCAAAAACCUCCCUGGGAGGCUUGGAGGUUUGCAUAGUUUGAGAAAGUUCAGGCCAGAGGCAGCCAAACCUUUUUUAUAUUUAGUUAUAAGAAAAACAAAUAUCUAGGGCAUGCAAGGGAGUUUAUUUGAGUAGUUUGUUUACUCAGUAACCUUUGAUGACUCCAGAUGGCCAUCUCAAGAGGAGUUCAACCAGGGAGAGUAACUAUUAAUGGUAUUUACUCUCGGUAUUGUAACCUGAGCUUUUAUCAGUUGUAAAACCACUAUUUCAACCAUGUUAAUUAUCCAGUAGCAGGUUCACUUGGAACCUCUGUUAUUAAAGCUAUACUGAAUAAAUGUGAGGAGGAACAACUAGAGGUUGUCAUGUAGCUAUGAUAGGUCUCUCUAAUUGUGAGCAACUCACGAUCCCCUCACCUGAUUCUUACAUUGUAUUCUCUGUUUGAAUGUAUUCAUUUGUUACUGAGUCAGGACCUGCAGUACAGACACCUGGUGGUGACCCGCAUGUGAACAAUUUCACAAUGGCAAUAAUUUAUGCUGAAGAGAAAUUCUACAAACCUGAAAGGUGCAACAAUGCUUUACCAACACCUCUAACUUUUCUGUGCAUAAGAAACAAAACAAUUUUUUUUUUUUUCAGACAGAGUUUUGCUCUUGUUACCCAGGCUGGAGUGCAAUGGCGCAAUCUCGGCUCACCUCAACCUCCGCCUCCUGGGUUCAGGCAAUUCUCCUGCCUCAACCUCCUGAGUAGCUGGGUUUACAGGCACGCGCCACCAUGCCCAGCUAAUUUUUUCUAUUUCUAGUAGAGACAGGGUUUCACCAUGUUGACCAGGAUGGUCUCAAUCUCUUGACCUCGUGAUCCACCUGCCUCGGCCUCCCAAAGUGCUGGGAUUACAGGCUUGAGCCACUGCGCCGGCCAAGAAAAAAAUUUAUACAUUUCUAGUGUGAAACCCUAGAAACGUCCAAAACCUGACAAAGUCUUUAUAGGGUUGCCACACUUGAUUGUAGGUAAGAUAAUUCAUACUGGCAAAACUCCAAGUGUGAGGGAUGUGGCAAAACUUAAUCCGUGCUUACACCUUAUUUCACAGGAAAGCUAUUAUGCCUGAGAAAAUCCAAACAAAUACAGAAAACCUAUUCAUGCCUACUCAUAUUAUGCAACAUAAAAACAUUAAUAGUUAAUAAAAGCAUUAAAAAUGCAAUUACUGUCAAAAAUCUUUCAUAAAAUAUGUCUUUAAAGUUAAGAGUAUUCUCAGAAGGCCGGGCAUGGUGGCUCAAGCCUGUAAUCCCAGCACUUUGGGAGGCUGAGGCGGGUGGAUCACGAGGUCAAGAGAUCGAGACCAUCCUGGUCAACAUGGUGAAACCCCGUCUCUACUAAAGAUACAAAAAAUUAGCUGGGCAUGGUGGCGCAUGCCUGUAGUCCCAGCUACUCGGGAGGCUGAGGCAGGAGAAUUGCCUAAACCCAGGAGGCGGAGAUUGCGGUGAGCCGAGAUCGCGCCAUUGCACUCCAGCCUGGGUAACGAGCGAAACUCCGCCUCAAAAAAAAAAAAAGUAUUCUCAGAAACGAUUACAAAUAUAAACAGUGUUGUAGUACCUUUAGUUGUGUUACAGAUCUCAUUGCACACAUUUUGUACUAAAGGAUAACCUACAGAAGUUGCUCAAGCAUUGUUCAAAUUCAGUGAAUUAGAGAAGAGUCCUGCAAAUGUAAUGAAUUGCGGAAUAAUUUUUAAUUCAAAAGCUACCGCUGGCCCGGGGAGCAGGGGCCAGGUCGAGGCAAGUGCUGCGGGGGCCACCACAGUCACUGACGAGCUGGCCACCAAGUUGAGCCAGUGGCUGCAGUUGGAGGGUGAAGGUGGCGGUGAGGCUUAGUACCAAGUUCCAGGAGUUCUCCAGGAAGCAGAUCAAGGACAUGGAGAAGAUGUUUAUGAUGCCGGGCGGGAUGGCUUCAUCGACCUGAUGGAGCUAAAGCUCAUGAUGGAGAAACUUGGGGCCCCCCCAGACCCACCUGGGCCUAAAAAGCAUGAUCAAGGAGGUGGAUGAGGACUUUGACAGCAAGCUGAGCUUCCAGGAGUUCCUCCUGAUCUUCUGAAAGGCGGCAGCCAGGGAGCUUGAGGAGGACAGUGCGCUGUGCGUGCUGGCCCACCUCUCCGAGAUCAACAUCCCCAGUGAGGGCAUCGAGGGGGCCAAGACCUUCUUUGAGGCCAAGGUCCAGGCCAUCAACGUGUCCAGCCGCUUUAAGGAGGAGAUCAAGUCGGAGCAGGAGGAAAGGAAGCAUGCGGAGAUGAAGCAGCGGAAAGCGGCCUUCAAGGAGCUGCAGUCCACCUUUAAGUAGCGGAGGCUGCAGCUGACCACCUGUCCCGGCCCCACUGUGGUGGGCAAGGGUGGCACAUAGGAGGCUGAGCCUGAAUCCUUGCCUCUGUCUGUGGGGACCAUACUAAAACCCUAAAAAUGUCUGUGAUCGGAGCAAGUUCAGGGGUCUGAAGGAGGUGGCCCGGCCCCCCCCCCCUUCUGCUUUUCUCGAUGCCGUGACGCAGGCACUGGCUCUCUGCUUGGCCCAGCCCUCCCUGGCAAUCCCUGGGAGAUCUUGCACCCCUGACUGCCCAGCUGCCUUCUCCAGUGCAGCCCCCGGCCCAGCUCCUGGCCCUGGGUCCUUCCCGGCCCGUUUGCCUGCCCUCCAUGCAUUCCCAUCCCCGCCACCCAGGGACCCCUGCCCUCCUCCAGCAGGCUGCACCGCCCCUGGGACCCCCUGCCAGCCCCUUCCCAGACUGGGAGAUAGCAGAAGAGAGAGGAUCAGGGCUGCUCCCGCAGACUGGGACCCAAGGGGCUUAUUGGAGGCACCAGGGGACCCCUCCCUAGGGUCUUUUCCUCCACCUCUGCCUCUUCUAUCUGCUGAAAUGGGGUAUGGGGUGGGGAGCUUCUUUUCUGGUGAAGGGACCCAGGCCCCCCAGGCUGAUUUGGAAACCCCCAGAUCUCUGGGGCCCAGCCAGGCAGGGUUUGGGGGCAGCUGUGCCAAUCUACCUCACAGGGCCACCCCCUGCCAAGUAUGCUGUGCAAUCAAAGGGCAGGGAAGAUUCUGGGGGUCGGAGACACUGCUCCUUAGCACCCCACCAGAAUACCCUAAGGCUCCCAGGGGGCUCUGGAGAGAGGGGUUGGAGGAGGAAUUGGCACCUUCCUAGGGAAGGAAACCAGAGUUUCAUCUUGAUUCUCCCGAGAAACGUCCGAGAAGUGCUUUCCAGUGUGUUUGCAUGUGCUGGGCAGUGGACAGUGAGGGCCUAUCCAGCCCUCUCCCGCCAUCCUUCCCCAAGUGCUGUUCACCGCCUCAUCACCAGCGACCUGCCUGUUAUGCCCAUCCCCUCAAGAAAGCAUGGGGACCCCAGCCCCCUGGUGCCCGGCACCAGACAGGUCAUGGUCAGGUCCACGCCACCGGCCCCGUUCAGCCACAGCUUCAUUCAUGUGCCCGUGUGUGGAAUCUUGCUGUGUCGUGAAACUGACCAACACUCCAAACAAGUGAGUGGCCCUUGAGGCCACAGUUAUAGAACUUUCAGUGUGUGUCAUAACUGUGUCACUGCUUGUUAAACUCAACUCUUUAUUUUAGUGCAAUGCCCCAGGAGUCCUCAAAGCUACACCGACUUGCAGAGGUUUUAUUUUUUGGCCUCAGAAUCUGCAGAGAUCAGGAAGCAGCAAGCCCCUCGCAGCAGCCUCGGCCCCGGAUUGCGUUUGCCUUAGUGGAUAUGUUUAUACAGAUGAAUAUAAAAGGUUCUUUUCUUUGGA
Messenger RNA from Callithrix jacchus (white-tufted-ear marmoset), 8313 nucleotides. RefSeq lists its product as uncharacterized. Gene Ontology annotation, biological process: regulation of transcription by RNA polymerase II. Gene Ontology annotation, molecular function: RNA polymerase II cis-regulatory region sequence-specific DNA binding; DNA-binding transcription factor activity. The record is from RefSeq and is a predicted model, not a curated record. Lineage: Eukaryota; Metazoa; Chordata; Mammalia; Primates; Cebidae.